GCUCUGUUCUCGAUGCCGUGUGGCCGUCGAAUUGGAAAUCGCGCCCACCGGCUGCUUGCCUCCUGACUGACAUCUCCCUGAAUCUCGCGCAAACGCGUACACGUGGCGCGCGCGCACCUUUUCGCCGCCGCCGCCAUCGGCAGGGCCUCUCCGUCUCACUCUCGCCCCCGACGACGCCAAUCGUCCACUCCUAUCCCGUCCCGUGCGUGGCACACAUAGGCGUAUUCCCCGGAGGAGUCGGGCCGACCGAGCGCAAGAACGCGCGCGCGCCUCGUCGGUAUUAACCUCCUCCAAGCUCUUGCAACCCGAGACCGAGACGUCGACAUCUGUUUGGCGGCGUAUGAGCGAUUGACGCCGUGAGUGCACGCGAAUUUUGCCGUCGUGGGACUGAUGAGAGAGGCGCCGAUACUGCAAGAUGAAAUGGUUAACGAUAGUGCUGGUAUUGUCGCUCGCCUGGAGUCGUGUACAUUCGUAUUUCAUCACCGUCGAUGCGCAUUCGGAAGAGUGCUUUUUCGAUAAAGUCGAGUUCGGCACGAAGAUGGGACUCACGUUUGAGAUAGCGGAGGGAGGUUUUUUGGAUAUCGACGUGAGAAUCGUUGCCCCCGAUGGUAAAGUUAUGUAUAACGGGGAGAAGGAGAGCAGCGGUAAAUUUACGUUUGCUGCGCACACACCUGGCAUGUAUACUUAUUGCUUUACCAAUCAGAAGGGCACCAUGACGCCCAAGGUCGUUAUGUUUAAUAUGCAUAUUGGAGAGAUUCCAAAGUCGGGUGGUGAAUUGGCAGCGGGUGAGUCACCGGAGGGUGAAAGCGCUAAGCUGGACGAUAUGAUUAAGGAGCUUAGCACUAGCUUGUGGAGCGUUAAGAACGAACAGGACUAUAUGCAGGUACGAGAUCGAAAUCACAGAGCGAUUAACGAAAGCACAAACUUCAGAGUGGUCGUGUGGUCGUUUUUCGAAGCCACGGCAUUAGUGUGUAUGACUCUAGGACAAGUGUAUUAUUUAAAAAGAUUCUUUGAAGUAAGGCGAGUGGUGUGAUGUAUUGUAAAAUAAAUACUUGAUAUUUGUUGCCCUAAGA
Molecule: messenger RNA, 1073 nt
Organism: Ceratosolen solmsi marchali
Lineage: Eukaryota; Metazoa; Arthropoda; Insecta; Hymenoptera; Agaonidae
Product: transmembrane emp24 domain-containing protein 2
Exons: 3
Coding region: 416-1033 (205 amino acids)
Source: RefSeq, a predicted model, not a curated record